Messenger RNA from Fusarium redolens, 3549 nucleotides. RefSeq lists its product as uncharacterized. Bases 1 to 3549 code for a protein of 1182 amino acids. The record is from RefSeq and is a predicted model, not a curated record. The transcript is spliced from 6 exons. Gene Ontology annotation, biological process: protein K48-linked deubiquitination. Lineage: Eukaryota; Fungi; Ascomycota; Sordariomycetes; Hypocreales; Nectriaceae. Gene Ontology annotation, molecular function: cysteine-type deubiquitinase activity; K48-linked deubiquitinase activity; cysteine-type carboxypeptidase activity. Gene Ontology annotation, cellular component: cytosol; cell periphery.
AUGCCCAGCGCAACGGCUUCCGGAGCUGAUACGGGUGGCUCGGCUCGAUCUCGCGAUCAUAAGCAGGGUAACCAGGGACGAUCUUUCACUCCAGACCAAGAGGCAGCAGUUAUUCGUAUCCGAAGAUGCGAGGCCACUGCGUUUUAUGACAUUCUAAAUCUUUCGACCGUCAAGGACACAUGUACCGAGGCUGAGAUCAAAAAGGCUUAUCGGAAGCUGUCGCUUCUGACCCACCCCGACAAGAAUGGACACCCUCAUGCGGACGAGGCCUUCAAGAUGGUCAGCAGAGCUUUUGGAAUUCUAGGCGAUAAAGAGAAGAGGGAAAAGUUUGAUAAGUUUGGCACAGAUCCUGAUAGUAGAUUCGCCAGCGCCCAGGCGAACAAUCCUUUCUUCAAUCAACGAGCCGGUGGUGGUGGUAUGGGUAGAGGUGGCCCGAUGUUCCAGGAUGAUUUGACUCCGGAGGAGAUGUUUGCCCGUUUCUUCGGUGGAGGCGGCUUUGGUGGUGGUCCAUUCGGAGCCUUUGACACAGGCCCUCAAUUUGUUUUCAACUUUGGAGGAGGUCCUGGAAUCAGGGUUCAUCAGUUUGGCGGAGCUAGGCCGAGAACGCGACCCCGAGAAGCCGAUCGCGGUCGACAGAACGAAGGCAACGCUUUCCAAACGUUCCUGGGUCUACUACCCAUCAUCUUAUUCUUUAUCCUGCCCAUCAUCACAUCCUUCUUCUCCGGCGAGACUUCAACAACAUCGGCAUCAGGACCUCGCAUGGUCUACGACAACCCCCUACAUCCGUACACGGAGCAGCGCACGACACCGAAUCUGAACGUCAACUACUACGUUAACCCCGACGAAGUUGCCAAAUAUUCCGAAAAGAAGCUCAACAAGCUCGACCGUACGGCUGAACAUCAGCUCUUAAGACAUCUCAAGAGCGAGUGUGAGAACGAGUUGAUAUACCAACGGAGAUUGAAGGAUGCCGCCCAGGGAUGGUUCUACCAGGAUCCCGACAAGAUGGCACUCGCACAGACAUACACGAUGCCAUCUUGCGAGCGGUUGUCAAGCCUUGGGCCCACGUCAUCGUUCGCGGCCCGUGGCUGUGGGGGGAAUGAACCUGGAUGGGAAGAUGUAGGACCCCGCCGCGAAGGACAAGCCUCCUCUACAGAUAAUCCGAACCCUCAAGCUGUUCCUGCGGCCCUCAGACCUGGAAUCGCUUUCGAUAACCAAGAUGAGCAACAGGCGUGGGGAGAAGCGAGGACACAACCAAAUAACCUGCAACAAUCUCAGGAGACGCCUGCGGUGUUAAGACCAGGCGGAGACAGACCAGAAACGAAUCCUUUUCUACGAAAGAAAGUACCCUCAAGACAAGAAACACCACCGACGGAAUCAUUCUCGAAACUUGGUAUUGAAGAACCCAAUACGAAUCCAUGGCAACCGGCGAUAGAGGUGCAGAAUGUACCAUCAGCUCCGCAACCGAUUCCAAACCUCAUGGACGAUGGUCCACCUAGAGGCGCAUGGACACCAACACCAGAACCGCUACCUGCUGGGCCACCUGGUAUGGUCUCACUGCCUUCUGGUAGGGAAUCACCUGCUUGGGAUGAGGAUCCUCUGAGGAGAAAUGACAAACCUCCUGCGCCACCUAUGAAACUCUCUGCAGAGCUUACUGGAGACACGAAUAUCUGGGACGAUGUAGGUGGCGCCGAUAAGGGGAAGGCCAAGGUCACGGGGGAAGCCAGGCCAGCAUCUCCCGAUGAUUGGAAUCUGAUAGAUUCAGAGCCAUCGCCGAGCCCCAUGAAGGAACCUGAAGAGGAGAAGCCGCCCUUGCCGCCGAGACAACCAACGCUACAAACUGAACCAUCGAGUUGGAGAGCUUCCAGAGACCCGAUUGACGGAAAGACCGAGACUUAUCAAAUUAAGAAUAUACAAUGGCAUGACUCGACCUCGUCAAAGAACCCACGAAUAUCUCCAAUUUUGAUCCAGAAUGCAAACGGGCCCUGUCCUCUUGUUGCUCUGGUCAAUGCACUUACCAUGACAACACCUGCCGAUGUCGAAGAUACUGCACUUGUACAAACCCUUCGCUCAAGGGAACAAGUCAGUUUGAAUCUGCUUCUGGACGCUGUUUUUGACGAACUUAUGUCACCACGACGAACCAGUUCUGAAGAUGCAUUGCCAGAUGUUGGAGAUUUGUAUGCUUUCUUGCAAAGUUUACAUACCGGCAUGAACGUCAACCCGCGCUUCGUCCCUACAGAGAGUAUGAUAAAUGCUUACAAGCGUACAUCGUUGACACAUUUACAUCCUGCUGAACGGGGAGACCUGAUCCCAGGAACCUUUGAGAACACGGCUGAAAUGGGUUUGUAUGCCACAUUUUCGAUCCCAUUGAUUCAUGGAUGGUUGCCACCAAAGAAUGAACAUGCAUAUGAAGCACUGGAACGGCAAGCCGUAUCAUAUGAAGACGCACAGAAUCUCCUGUUUCGAGAAGAAGAGCUCGAACAGAAGUUGUCUGACCCUGAAGGUGGACUCACAGAGGAUGAGCAGCAACUUUACCAAGAUAUUGUCAUCAUCAAGGAGUUCUUGGAUAAUUCUGCGACUCAACUUACGCCUUGGGGCAUUGAAGUUAUUGGUAAAGCCAUUAGGCCUGGUACAUUUGCCAUUCUUUUCCGAAAUGAUCAUUUCAGCACACUGUACUGCCAUCCCCAGUCGAUGCAGCUUGUCACGCUGGUGACGGACGCAGGCUUCAAGUCUCAUGAUGAAAUCGUAUGGGAGACACUAUCAGAUGUCAAUGGUGGUAACACCGAAUAUCUCUCAGGAGAUUUCCGGGUCGUGGGAUCUGGCGGUCUUGCUCCUUCGACAAGUGCAGGAAACUACUCCAACAACGACGGCGGAGAAUGGACGACAGUACAGAAUCGGCGGGGAAAGGGGCGAAAUGAGGAUGAGCCCCCUAUGAGCCCCAAUGCCGAACAGGAAGAUAGAGACUUGGCUCUCGCAUUGCAAUUACAAGAGGAGGAAGAGGAAAGACAUAGAGCAGAGGAAGCACGAAGACGAAGAGAGAGCAUGCUUUCAGAGCAAUUUAUCGAGCAACAAGCCUUUCAACCAGCAAGUGAAACACGUGGCAACCGUGGAGGUAGAGGUGGAAGAGGAGGACAACCUGCAAGAGGAGCUCCACGAGGUGGAGGCGUCACCAGAGGAGCCACCGGUCUCGUUCCAGGACGCAACAGCUCCCCUAGAAUACCCGCCCAAAGAGUGCGAUCCCUCAUCCCAGCUCAAUCACCGAGACCACCCGUGUCACGACCAGCGGAUGAAGCAGCAGACGAUGCGCCGCCGUCCUACGAGCAGUCGGCCCACGACAGAACGUAUCAGCCGCCGGUAGGACACCCGAGUCAUCCGAGCAGCAGCCCUACGAUAUCGAGGCAGACCACUGCUGCGAGUGUGAAUUCGUCAAUGCCAGUGGGGCAGAGACCUUUUGGGCAGUCUGCAGGCAGACGGCCUUCGGGUCCAGGGGUGGGGGUAAAUGGCGGGAGCAAGGAAUCUUCUGACCCUAAGGCAAGGUGCAAAAAUAUCUAG